GGGCUGCGGAGCGGCGCCCUGCGGCUCGCGGCGGCCGCUGCCUGCGCUGAGGUGCGUCGGUGCCCGGCCUCCCGCGCCCCUGCGCGCCGCGGCGUCUUCUGACUCGGCCGGCUCGCCCGUCGGUCCGCAGCGCGGCUGAGGAACCUUGAACAUAACUUCAAAAGAAGAUUUGAUUUUUACUUCUGGACUGCAUAUAGAAGGCCAUCAGAAUGUCGGGAGCCUCUGUGAAGGUAGCCGUUCGAGUGAGGCCCUUCAAUUCCCGAGAGACCAGCAAGGAGUCCAAGUGCAUCAUUCAGAUGCAGGGCAACUCGACCAGUAUUAUCAACCCAAAGAACCCAAAGGAAGCACCAAAGUCCUUCAGCUUUGACUACUCUUACUGGUCUCACACCUCGCCUGAAGACCCCUGCUUUGCAUCUCAGAGCCGCGUGUACAAUGACAUUGGGAAGGAGAUGCUCUUGCAUGCCUUCGAAGGCUAUAAUGUCUGUAUCUUUGCCUAUGGGCAGACCGGUGCUGGGAAAUCCUACACGAUGAUGGGGAAACAAGAAGAGAGCCAGGCCGGGAUCAUCCCACAGUUGUGUGAAGAACUUUUUGAGAAGAUCAAUGACAACUGUAAUGAAGAUAUGUCUUACUCCGUGGAGGUGAGCUACAUGGAAAUUUACUGUGAGAGAGUACGAGAUUUGCUGAAUCCCAAAAACAAGGGUAAUUUGCGUGUGCGUGAACACCCACUUCUCGGACCCUAUGUGGAAGAUCUGUCCAAGCUGGCAGUCACUUCCUACACUGACAUUGCUGACCUCAUGGAUGCUGGGAACAAAGCCAGGACGGUGGCAGCUACCAACAUGAACGAGACGAGUAGCCGUUCCCACGCUGUGUUUACCAUUGUUUUUACCCAGAAGAAACAGGAUCCUGAGACGAACCUUUCUACUGAGAAGGUCAGUAAAAUCAGCCUGGUGGAUCUAGCAGGAAGUGAACGAGCUGAUUCAACUGGCGCCAAAGGAACUCGAUUAAAGGAAGGUGCAAAUAUUAACAAGUCUCUUACAACUUUGGGCAAAGUCAUUUCGGCCUUGGCAGAGGUGGAUAACUGCACAAGCAAGAGUAAAAAGAAGAAGAAAACUGAUUUUAUUCCUUACAGGGAUUCUGUUCUUACUUGGCUCCUUCGAGAAAAUCUAGGUGGCAACUCCCGAACUGCAAUGGUGGCUGCUCUGAGUCCCGCAGACAUCAACUAUGAUGAAACCUUGAGCACGCUGAGAUAUGCAGAUCGUGCAAAACAGAUUAAAUGCAACGCUGUUAUCAAUGAGGACCCGAAUGCCAAGCUGGUUCGGGAGCUGAAGGAGGAAGUGACCCGACUGAAGGACCUUCUCCGUGCUCAGGGGCUGGGGGACAUUAUCGAUAUUGAUCCAUUGAUGGAUGAUUACUCUGGAAGUGGAGGCAAAUAUCUGAAAGAUUUUCAGAACAAUAAGCAUAGGUACUUGCUAGCCUCUGAGAAUCAACGCCCUGGCAAUUUCUCCACAGCAUCCAUGGGGUCCCUCACUUCAUCCCCGUCUUCAUGCUCACUUAAUAGUCAGGCGGGCCUAACCUCUGUGACCAGUAUUCAAGAGAGGAUUAUGUCUACACCUGGAGGGGAGGAAGCCAUUGAACGUCUGAAGGAGUCAGAGAAGAUCAUUGCUGAGUUGAAUGAAACCUGGGAAGAGAAACUUCGUAAAACAGAGGCCAUCAGAAUGGAGAGAGAAGCCUUGUUGGCUGAGAUGGGAGUUGCCAUACGGGAAGAUGGGGGAACACUUGGCGUUUUCUCACCUAAAAAGACUCCACACCUUGUUAACCUCAAUGAAGACCCUCUAAUGUCGGAGUGUUUGCUUUAUUAUAUCAAGGACGGAAUUACAAGGGUUGGCCAAGCAGAUGCUGAGCGGCGCCAGGACAUCGUGCUGAGUGGGGCCCACAUUAAAGAAGAGCAUUGUAUCUUUCGGAGUGAGAGAAACAACACUGGCGAAGUUAUUGUGACCUUAGAGCCCUGUGAGCGCUCAGAAACCUAUGUGAAUGGCAAGAGGGUGGCCCAUCCUGUUCAGCUGCGCUCAGGGAACCGUAUCAUCAUGGGUAAAAAUCAUGUUUUCCGCUUUAACCACCCUGAGCAAGCUCGAGCAGAGCGGGAGAAGACUCCCUCUGCUGAGACCCCCUCUGAGCCUGUGGAUUGGACAUUUGCUCAGAGAGAACUUCUUGAAAAACAAGGGAUUGAUAUGAAACAGGAGAUGGAGAAAAGGCUUCAGGAAAUGGAGAUCCUUUACAAAAGGGAGAAGGAGGAAGCUGACCUUCUUCUGGAGCAGCAGAGGCUGGACUAUGAGAGUAAAUUGCAGGCCUUGCAGAAGCAGGUUGAGACUCGAUCUCUGGCUGCAGAGACAACGGAAGAGGAAGAGGAGGAGGAGGAAGUUCCUUGGACACAGCAUGAAUUUGAGUUGGCCCAGUGGGCGUUCCGGAAAUGGAAGUCUCACCAGUUUACUUCGUUAAGGGACUUACUCUGGGGCAAUGCGGUGUACCUGAAGGAAGCCAAUGCCAUCAGUGUGGAACUGAAGAAAAAGGUGCAGUUCCAGUUCGUUCUGCUGACUGACACACUAUACUCCCCUGUGCCUCCCGAACUGCUUCCCACGGAGAUGGGGAAAACUCACGAGGACAGGCCUUUCCCUCGGACAGUGGUGGCUGUGGAAGUCCAGGACCUGAAGAAUGGAGCAACACAUUAUUGGUCUUUGGAUAAGCUCAAGCAGAGACUGGAUCUAAUGCGAGAGAUGUAUGACAGGGCAGGUGAGGUGGGCUCCAAUGCCCAAGACGACAGCGAGACGACCAUGACAGGCAGCGACCCGUUUUACGAUCGGUUCCACUGGUUCAAACUUGUGGGAAGCUCCCCUAUUUUCCACGGCUGUGUGAAUGAGCGCCUUGCCGACCGCACACCCUCCCCCACUUUUUCCACGGCCGAUUCCGACAUCACUGAACUGGCUGACGAGCAGCAGGAUGCCAUGGAGGACUUUGAUGAUGAGGCCUUCGUGGAUGACACCGGCUCUGACGCAGGGACGGAGGAGGGAUCAGAGCUCUUCAGUGAUGGGCAUGACCCAUUUUACGACCGAUCCCCUUGGUUCAUUUUAGUAGGAAGGGCAUUUGUGUACUUGAGCAACCUGCUGUAUCCAGUGCCCCUGAUUCACAGGGUGGCCAUCGUCAGUGAGAAGGGGGAAGUGCGGGGCUUCCUUCGAGUGGCUGUGCAGGCCAUUGCAGCGGAUGAAGAAGCUCCUGAUUAUGGCUCUGGAAUUCGACAGUCAGGAACAGCUAAAAUAUCUUUUGAUAAUGAGUACUUUAAUCAGAGUGACUUCCCUUCAGCUGCAAUGACUCGUUCUGGUCUGUCCUUGGAGGAGCUGAGGAUUGUUGAGGGACAGGGCCAGAGUUCUGAAGUCAUCAGUCCUCCAGAAGAAGUCAAUCGAAUGAAUGACUUGGAUUUGAAGUCGGGCACUCUGCUGGACGGGAAGAUGGUGAUGGAAGGAUUUUCCGAAGAGAUUGGUAACCACCUGAAACUGGGCAGUGCGUUCACUUUCCGAGUCACUGUGCUCCAGGCCAGUGGCAUCCUGCCGGAGUAUGCAGACAUCUUUUGUCAGUUCAACUUUUUGCAUCGGCAUGACGAAGCGUUCUCCACUGAACCCCUGAAGAACAACGGAAGAGGAAGUCCCCUGGGCUUUUACCAUGUACAGAAUAUUGCAGUGGAGGUCACCGAGUCAUUUGUGGACUACAUCAAAACCAAACCCAUCGUGUUUGAGGUCUUCGGGCAUUACCAGCAGCACCCACUUCAUCUGCAAGGACAAGAGCUUAACAGUCCACCUCAGCCAUCUCGAAGAUUCUUCCCCCCACCCAUGCCACUCUCCAGACCAGUUCCAGCCACUAAGUUAAACACCAUGAACAAAACCAGCCUUGGGCAAAGCAUGAGCAAGUACGACCUUCUGGUUUGGUUUGAGAUCAGUGAACUGGAGCCUACUGGAGAGUAUAUUCCAGCUGUGGUUGACCAUACAGCAGGCUUGCCCUGCCAGGGGACAUUUUUGCUGCACCAGGGCAUCCAGCGACGGAUCACAGUGACUAUUAUCCAUGAGAAGGGCAGUGAGCUCCACUGGAAAGAUGUCCGUGAGCUGGUGGUAGGUCGGAUUAGGAAUAAACCUGAGGUGGAUGAAGCUGCAGUUGAUGCUAUCCUUUCCCUAAACAUCAUCUCUGCUAAGUCCCUCAAGUCUUCUCACAGCUCCAGCAGGCUCUUUCUUGAUAAGGAUAUUCCUAGGACCUUCUACCGCUUUGAGGCUGUAUGGGACAGCUCCCUACAUAACUCCCUCCUUCUGAACCGAGUGACACCCUAUGGAGAAAAGAUCUACAUGACCUUAUCUGCUUAUCUGGAGUUGGAUCAUUGCAUCCAGCCAGCCGUCAUCACUAAGGAUGUGUGCAUGGUCUUCUAUUCCCGAGAUGCCAAGAUCUCACCACCACGUUCUCUGAGAAACCUCUUUGGUAGUGGCUACUCAAAGUCACCAGACUCCAACCGAGUAACUGGAAUCUACGAGCUUAGCUUAUGCAAAAUGGCAGAUACUGGGAGCCCAGGCAUGCAGAGGCGGAGGAGAAAAGUCUUGGAUACCUCGGUGGCGUAUGUUCGGGGAGAGGAGAACCUCGCAGGCUGGCGACCUCGUGGAGACAGCCUCAUCCUGGAACACCAAUGGGAGCUGGAGAAGCUGGAGCUUCUGCAUGAGGUGGAAAAAACUCGCCACUUCUUGCUGCUUCGGGAGAGACUUGGUGACAGCAUACCCAAGUCUAUGAGUGACUCACUGUCCCCCAGCCUCAGCAGUGGAACCCUUAGCACCUCGACCAGCAUCUCUUCUCAGAUCUCAACCACUACCUUUGAAAGCGCCAUCACACCGAGCGAGAGCAGUGGCUACGACUCAGCAGACAUUGAAAGCCUGGUAGACCGAGAGAAAGAACUGGCUACAAAGUGCCUGCAGCUUCUCACCCACACUUUCAACCGAGAAUUCAGCCAGGUACAUGGCAGCAUCAGUGACUGUAAGUUGUCUGACAUCUCUCCGAUUGGACGCGACCCCUCGGUGUCCAGUUUCAGCAGUUCCACCCUCACGCCCUCCUCCACAUGCCCCUCCCUGGUGGACUCCAGGAGCAGCUCUAUGGAUCAGAAGACCCCAGAAGCCAACUCUCGUGCGUCUAGUCCCUGCCAGGAAUUUGAACAGUUUCAGAUCAUCCCAACUGUGGAGACACCCUAUUUGGCCCGAGCAGGAAAGAAUGAAUUUCUCAAUCUUGUUCCAGACAUUGAAGAAGUUAGAGCAGGCUCAGUGGUGUCUAAGAAAGGAUACCUGCAUUUCAAAGAGCCACUCUCCAGUAACUGGGCUAAACAUUUCGUUGUGGUUCGUCGCCCUUACGUCUUCAUCUAUAACAGUGACAAAGACCCAGUAGAGCGUGGCAUCAUUAACCUGUCCACAGCACAGGUGGAGUACAGCGAGGACCAGCAGGCCAUGCUGAAGACACCUAACACUUUUGCUGUGUGCACAAAGCACCGUGGGGUCCUUCUGCAAGCUCUCAAUGACAAAGACAUGAAUGACUGGUUAUACGCCUUUAACCCACUCCUGGCUGGCACAAUAAGGUCAAAACUCUCUCGCAGAUGCCCAAGCCAGCCAAAAUACUAAGCGACCCUCCUGAGCCUUGCUCACCUUCGACAGAUAAAGAAAGUGUUACCUCUCAUUCUCUUUGUGACUCUUGACGGUUAUUCUUGUAUGUAAUCCUGUGGCUUAACGACUUUCCCUCGUCAUCCUGCACUUCUCUAGUUCUCCUGCUCCCUAUCUCCAUGGCUCUGUCCUCUCUUCAUUCUUGUGCUGACUUGUAGCAUGUGGCCUAACAAAGGGGAACAAAUCCACUACACAUUCAUACACACUCACACUCACACACCCCGAGGGGUCCAGCAGGUCUCCAAAUGAUUUUCCUGCAUACUUCAGCUUCCUUUUGGACGAUAGGUCCCCUUCAUGGUCACUGUCCGGCUGUUGUCUCUGUACAACUCUGGUUUUCAGGGUAACUUCUCUGUCUCUCUUUCUUUUCCCCCUUUGUUUAUGAUAAUCUACUUUUUGCUGGGUGGCUGAGAGACUAAGGGAGGAGACAUUUGGUAUUUUUAGCCAGGAGAAAAAAAAAAAACACUUGCUUUUCUUUGUCUUUCUGUCUGUCUGUCUGUGUCUGCCUCUCUCUCUCUCUCUCUCUCUCUCUCUCUCUCUCUUUCUCUCUCUCUCUCUCUCUCUCUGUGUGUGUGUGUGUCUCUGUGUGUCUGUGUGUGUCUCCCCCCCACCCCUUCUAGUGGCUAAUUCCUGUGUUUCCAUUCAGGGAAAGCAUUGUGGGAAGCUCAGAAAUGGGAUUCAAAUUCUCUGUCUGAAUCAGGGCUCAGAACAUGGGUUUAUAGAGUGGAGAUACAGAGGGACCUUUGAGAUCAACCUAGAACAGCAGCUGCUGCUGGCCCUUGAAGGCUCAGGCUGCUGCAGGAGACUGGUCAGUUGCAAGGGUGAGAGUUACAGCUUCUCACAUCAGGGUCCUGCAAACUUGUCUCCCCACUGGGAAGGAGCCUUUUGUCUAGGAGUUUCCCAACCCUGCCUAUCCUCUGGCAUUACUGUUUGGAAUUAUGUGAUGUCAUGAGCAGAUUUCCCACAAGAGGGACUGGGGAGUGUUUGACUUUCUGGUGAUCGACUGGACCCUGUUGCUUUGAGAGUGCAGGAGUGAUUGUUGCAGCUCCCUUUGGUCAGAGACUUGUGGCUUCAGCGGAAACGUUGAAGUCUCCAUCUGAGCCCAGUGGCCAUUCACAGUAAUACUUGUCUCCAUAUAAGCAAACAUGGCGUUGUUUUCUGGAUGCCAGAACUGACCAGUACCUAUCACCUAACAAAUCAGAAGACAUUUAGGGUCAAAAAAGAUUGUCCCCAACUGCCCUGUACUUUGCUGUUGGAUCGUGACAUGCCCCUGCCCCCAUGUCCCUGUGUGGUUUGGAAAUACUCCCUUAGGAAGAAUUCACUGCUGCCAGUUUCUGUGGCUUCUAACAAGCCAGGUCUCUGGGUUCAAGAGGUCAUCAUAGAGAACAAGGCUCUUCCUCCACCUGCCAGUAAGUGUUGAGGACUGAGUGGGGCACAGAAUGCCCGCCGGAGUUACUUCAGUUGCUGUGCCAGUGACCUGGGGCCCAUUCACGCUGCCCUUUACUGGUCAGCAUCACUCACCCACCCAGGAAGGCAUCUGCUCACCUCCACUCGGGAAGGCUCCUGGCCAACCUGUUCAUCUCCACUGCAGAGUAGCCACUAGGGGGCGAGCGUGCAGACCCUUGCUUCAGACCUCAGCGGGCUUCUCUCUGAAGAACAGGACUCCCAGCUCCUUUUGUUACAGUUGCCUUGCAAAGAAAAGGAAAAGUGGACCAUGGAGAAAAGAAAGGGCAGAAGUCAGACUGUUCUUAUCUAAAAGAUGAUCACUCUGUUAGAUUUUUUAAAACUUUCUUUCUCUCCUUAAAGCAUAGGUUACUAACUGUAAUGUUACUUGUUCUCUAAGCAUAUAUAUAUAUGAGAUUUUAAUGUAGUUAGGAGUCUGUGUCUGAUGGACACAGCGUGUCCUUCUGGUGUAUGCUCAUUUGCAGGCUGUCUAUGCUGGUAGACAGUCUCCUGGACCAGAACCAAGUCUAUCAGGGAAACGAAGAGCAAAGGUCGCUUUUAAACUGAAUCACUGAUGUUGCUGCUGUUAGGAAGUUAGAUGGAAGGAUCCGUGUCUAUGACGCCUGAGGGAGGGUGACUUGUGUGACACACUAAACCCUGCGAUGGCUUGUGUUUUAACUCAAACAAAACUGGUUUAGAAAGUCUUUGCUUUGCAAAUAUCAAAUGUUAGCAUGAGCCAAACUGGACCGCUCCUCCAUCAGCUGCUCCCUGUAAGGAGGCCUCAUUAGGAAGCCAGGGAAAGUAAGGUUGGAGCAGUCACUGGGCCCUCCGUACUGUAAGGCCCACGAUUCGAUCAGAAUCUGAGCAUUUGGGGGCUUGAUGUUCUAGUUCCAUAAAGCUUCAAAGCUCUGAAGGAGAAAGGGUUUUAUGGCAGGACCUGAUCAUGAGAUGUUUGUGGUUGCUAUAGUAGCAGGAAAGUUACGACAACUAACCUUUAAGGAAACUAUUAAGAUAAUUUUUUUUUAAAUUUCAAAGCACUCAUUUAAACAAAAAACCUACAAGGAAAACAUAACAAAUUACAGAAAAGUGAGUGCUGAUUAAAACGAAUUAGCCUCCCCUUCCUUCACAUCUCUAUCCUCUUCCUCCCAAGCAGAUAAAGCCUCAUGACUGUCCCCGCCAGUGCUCAGGCCUUGCGGCUUCUGGGAGGCUACCCUGGGAGUCAGUCAGCUCUCAGGCCCAGACUGCAGGGGCCAGUCAGUCUCUGCACAAGGCUAGGCAGGAGCACGGGCCAGACUGCUUCUGAGCAGGCCCUGAACUCCAUCCAUAAAUGAGAAACUUGGUGAGGUGAGGCUGAAGGUUCCUCAACUAAGAAAACAUUAAUUUUUCCCUUCAGCUAUGUGGAAUUUGCAUAUCUAUUAAUUUUUCAAUUUUUUAAAAUUUUGGUUAGAUGAAGGAAUGAAUGAUUGUGAAAGGUGUUUGGGGUCUAAAAACAUGAUUUUUCCUGGUAUAUAUGUCAAAGCAUAGACUUUGUUAUCUGCUGCUUCCUGUCUAACUUACAGGGAUAUUUAAUUUUGUAAGGUAUUGUAUAUCUAUACAGCUGUAAUGAAUUGCACACUGGACUGAGAGGCAAAGUUCUGCCCUGUGUGGCUCCUGCUGGGACUCGUGCGCUUUCCUCUUGGGUGCUGUACGUUGGCUCUUCUGAACAAUACCAGGGGCACGUGGUCUGUUUAGUGUGCGUCUGUCACUCUUCAUUUGGGUUCCUUUUGGAAACUGUAGUCUUUAACUUGCUCUGUGAGGAGAAAGGAAUAAUUCUGUUGCUGCUCCUGGAAGGUCCGCCGAAUGCAUUUGAGCGAAACUGUGGCGCUGUGCACUGCAGCCAUCUGCCACAGCCUGUGCUCCACCAUGAGUAAGACCACAGCCAUGGAGCAAGGCAGAGUCGUCAGCUGGGGGACUGCUGCUGUCACUGUUCAAAAGGCCAUUUAUGAGCUCAAAAAAAAUAAAUCUUAAGAGCGCCCCUAAUUACUUAAAAAUGGAAAUUUAAGAAAUGUCUUUAAGACUUGAUACAGAGCUGGUGUUAAAUUCUCACAGCAGAGGUUAGGGGGUUGCUCAACGGUAGAGCACUUGGCAGUUCUAUGUGAUGCCUUCGGUUCAGUCACAGUCCUGCAGAUCAGAGAGCCUCACGGUAGACGGCCGCUCAGACAGACAGUCAGGCAGAGGCAGGUGCCAACCCUGGAUGUUGUCCGUCCAUUGUCAUGUCGUCAGUUGACCCUUCUCAUGCUGUCUAUUCAGGCAUCAGCUCACCUGAGGGAUCCACCAGCUUCCUCACGUCUAAGCAUUGUCGUAGACUUUGUGGCUCUGACAUACUUGUCUGUUGAGAGUCCAGUCUCUCGUCAUCCUCCCCAUGCUAUAACAGAAUCCAUGAAGCAUAAGUGGCCUUUUUGAACCAAGACUUUGCAAACUGAUCUCUCCCCAGGGAAGGAGUUGAGCACAAGCAACAAUGUACAUUAUUAAUUCUGGAUUCACUCUCAUGUUUUAUUUUGUAAAUAUUAAUGUUUGGAGCUUGAGUAUACAAAAUGUAAAUACAGUUCUUGUAUUUGUACUAACCCUGAUUCUUUUGCUGUAUAGCCCUGGAUGUGUAAUGCAGACAUUAUCUAACUGUGUGUGGUAACCUUGCAUCACAGAACUGCUAGUGAACGAGGUAAAAAUAAUAAAGGUACAACCAGUGCAUCGCA
Rattus norvegicus (Norway rat) is the source of this 9898-nucleotide messenger RNA. The record is from RefSeq and is a predicted model, not a curated record. Lineage: Eukaryota; Metazoa; Chordata; Mammalia; Rodentia; Muridae.